CCCAAACCUCGCUCGACAAAGCCCUCCGCCAUACUUUGUAGCAGCACCCCAAACUUGCCAUGCCCUCCUCCUCCUCCCUCCUCCUCCUCCGCUCACCGACUGCCAUUCCACACGAUACUGGCCCUGUCAUAUAAUGCCUUGACUCCUCUUCCCCCCUCUCCUCUCCGCCCCAUUCUCCUCCUCGUCUUCUCUCCCCCCGUCUCUCCCUCCCUCCCUCCCUCCUCUCCCGCCGGGCCACACGUUGGGCCGUGACUCUCCGUCUCUUUGAGGUUGCUCGUGCCGCCGCAUCAUGCCCACCGCCGCCCCACGUCGACUUUUCCCCGGACUUUGAUUCUCGUAAUCCGUACAACGUCUGCUGUGCCGUUACCGCGCUGCGCUGCGCUGCACUACGACCUCCGACUCAAUACCUCGCCGCCAAGCGACGCCGUGCGACCUCCUUGCCUUGGUCGCCUGAGCAGUCGCUGCGCGCAUCCCGCCACCCCGCUCUCGGGCACCCGCGCCCUGCUCUGCUCUGCUAGACAGAACAAAGAUACUUAGGUAGGCGAGACGACGGCGACGGCUGGAUCGUUCUCGCCGCCACCCGCACUCUUCCCGCGAAUGACUACCUUCGCCGAUAUGGAGCCGAGCCCAAUCUCGGUCGAGGCCGCCGGCCCGAGCCUUGCGCUGCGGGGCAAGACGGCCCUCAUGGACGCCAUUGAGGAUGUCUUUUACGGAUCUGUUGCCGGCGUCGUCGGCAAGUACAUCGAAUACCCGUUCGACACAGUCAAGGUUAGGCUCCAGAGCCAGCCAGACCACCUCCCCCUCCGGUACAAGGGACCGCUCGACUGCUUCCGACAAUCCAUACAGUCCGAUGGCCUCUAUAGUCUGUACCGAGGAAUCACGGCGCCGCUGGUGGGAGCCGCCCUCGAGACCAGCAGCCUGUUCCUCUUCGAGAGCAUGGGGAGGGAGGUGCUUUACGGCAGCGGCCUGGCCUCGCGGGAGAAUAAGCUGUCGCUGCCGACGCUGUGGCUCACCGGUGCCUUCGCCGGAGCUUGCACAUCGUUUGUCCUGACGCCCGUCGAGCUCAUCAAGUGCAAGAUCCAGGCGCCCAUGCUCGCCGAGGGCGCGACCGUGGCGCCGCUCCGACCGAUCUCCGUCAUCCGUGACGUAUAUCGCCACGAGGGCCUGCGGGGCUUCUGGCACGGCCAGCUGGGCACACUUAUCCGCGAGGCCGGCGGCUGCUCCGCCUGGUUCGGCGCCAAGGAGACGGUCACGGCCAUGUUCUACAACAUCCACGCCCGCGCCGCCACGAGCGAGGCCGAGAGGCAGUCCGUCCUCUCCAAGCCCCUACCCAUCUGGCAGCAAGCCCUCGCCGGCGCGUCGGCCGGCGUCUCGUACAACUUCCUCUUCUUCCCGGCCGACACCAUCAAGUCGCGGAUGCAGACGAUGCCCCUCGGUGGCAUGACGCAGAAGCGCACCUUUUUGAACGAGGGAAAGGCGCUAUGGCGACAGCACGGCCUUCGGGGCAUGUACCGCGGCUGCGGCAUCACCUGCCUGCGGUCAGCGCCGAGCUCGGCUUUUAUCUUCAUGGUCUACGACGGCCUCAAGCGCAACUUUCCGCUGCAAUGAGCGAGCAGUGGAGCAGUAGAGCACAGCGCUCUUGAUCGGCAGCGCGGCAUGGUUGAUGCCGCUCUUGCGUAUUCUUUGUUUUUAAGUCGGUUUAUUCUUGGGAGCUGGGCAUGGGUACGGCGUUUUGCUCGCAGCGUAUCACUAUAGUUGGAUACGAGGUCGAGAGAGAGGGGUAUAUAUAUCCACCACUGCAUUAGUUCUUUCCAGCGACCUAAGAUGAAAUACAAGGGGCACCAGGAUGGUUCAAGACUUUGUCAAUGCGGAUGAGCCCUCAAGUCUUUGGUGAUAUUCUUACACACGCUGUUCAGCCAUGCUUGGGGC
Messenger RNA from Purpureocillium takamizusanense, 1929 nucleotides. It is a transcript of the gene ORT1, whose product is annotated as mitochondrial ornithine carrier protein. Gene Ontology annotation, biological process: mitochondrial L-ornithine transmembrane transport. The transcript has 2 exons. The coding region runs from base 598 to 1608 and encodes 336 amino acids. Lineage: Eukaryota; Fungi; Ascomycota; Sordariomycetes; Hypocreales; Ophiocordycipitaceae. Gene Ontology annotation, molecular function: L-ornithine transmembrane transporter activity. The record is from RefSeq and is a predicted model, not a curated record.